Cooperia oncophora is the source of this 300-nucleotide messenger RNA. The record is from the annotation of a GenBank genome assembly. Lineage: Eukaryota; Metazoa; Nematoda; Chromadorea; Rhabditida; Trichostrongylidae.
AUGUACAGACGUGUUGCUGAGGCGAUUCAUGGGUUGGAUAUGAUUAAGGAAGGUGACAAAGUGCUUGUCUGUCUUUCUGGAGGCAAGGAUUCACUCUCUUUGCUUCACAUUCUACAUUUUUAUCAGAUGCGAUGUCGAAAGAAUAAAAGCACAAACUUCGAACUUGGUGCUAUCACAGUGGACCCCGGCUCGACAGCGUAUAAUCCGCGACCACUGAUCGAGUACUGCAGAUCGCUGAAUAUUGACUAUUUCUACGAAGAGCAGGGUGAGUUUCCGUAUCGCAUUUUGGAUAAAAACUAA